AUGAACGACUUUAAUGACAUUCUUGCUAAUAUAAGCCGAACGCUUAUAUUUCCUUCAUUAUUAUCAAUUGAAGAAAUUAUCCUUUUCCUUAAUUCCAAAAAACCUCGAAGUCACAAAAAUUGUCACGGAUACAUGUUACUCAAAAUUUCGAUCGUGAAAGAAUGUCGAAGAUUGGGAACGAACGAUAAAAAGAUAAUCGCAAGUGCAACAAAUUACUUUUGGAAAAAAUUCAACAAGGCAAGAAAGAUUUGGAUAUGUGGAUUUAGCUCGAAGGGAGAAUUAUAUAUGAUUAUAGUAACUGUUAUGCCUACAAGAUAUUUGGAUAUGUCGUUGCAAAUGAAGGUAGGAGAAUAG
Messenger RNA from Diversispora eburnea, 354 nucleotides. The record is from the annotation of a GenBank genome assembly. Lineage: Eukaryota; Fungi; Glomeromycota; Glomeromycetes; Diversisporales; Diversisporaceae.